This is a messenger RNA of Aspergillus pseudotamarii, 791 nucleotides long. Its product is annotated as RAMP4 family protein. The transcript is spliced from 5 exons. The record is from RefSeq and is a predicted model, not a curated record. Lineage: Eukaryota; Fungi; Ascomycota; Eurotiomycetes; Eurotiales; Aspergillaceae. The coding region runs from base 407 to 646 and encodes 79 amino acids. Gene Ontology annotation, cellular component: endoplasmic reticulum.
UUUCCUUGCUGCCUUCACCCUCUACUAUCUACGCCAAUAGGGCAGCAGCAGCCCUACGCAUAGGAGGACAACUUAAAGGUUGGCGUAAAUGCUAUUUCUAGAGCAAAUACUGUAAAUCAAGGCGAGUGUAUAAAACUAUCCUCUAAUUGUCAAGUGAGACUUGGCAGCUCCCUAUUACUUUCUCCCAACCAUACUAAAGCAACGUGGCCUCUCGCCUCAGCAUAUUCCUCCUGACUAUCUUCAAGCUAACCCCAAAUUAACCGUCAACGCGAAGCUGGUCCCGAAAUGAUUGAGUGAUAUCAACCACACUUUCUUCGCUACAGUACAAUCUCUGCCACUCAUCUCCACCUGUCACCCUCAAAUAGUACCUGGGCCUCCCUGAAAAGUAGAACACAAGGAAACAAAUAUGGCACAGACACCACAACAACGGAAGGCAAAUGAAAAGUUCGCGAAGAGCGAGGCUGCAAAGCGUGGCAAAGGAAAGUCUGUAACAAAACAAAAACAGAGCUCGAAGUCUCCGGUGUCUGCCGGGUGGGUUGUUGUUCUUGCCUUUGCGGUCUGUGGUGGGCUUGCAUUCGAGGCUCUGAGGAUUAUUCCGGAGUUAUGGUCGGCUGCUGUUGCGAUGUUCAAUCGCAAGUUGGCAUAAUCCUUGGCUAGUACAAUUUCUGAUCCCCUAGUUCUAGGUAAAUGACUUCACUGUACGUGAUUUGUAUCUUGCAACGGACAAACAGUGUGAUUGUCGGAAUUUAGUAGCGACAACCACUUGCAAGAUGGAUAUCCUAGCUAAUACC